AUGUUUCGUUGACUGUGAUGAAGUGAAUCCAAACUCUGGAAGGUUCCAGUGAAGGCGGUCGGCCAUGUUCAGUCAGUGUUUGUAGAAGUCUCUACUUUAUGUUCUUAAAGGAUGAACCUGAAAGACACCUGAAUGUGUUGUACCACCAUGAUUAUUUACACCAGUCUGUCUGUCUGUCUGUCUGUCUCCAGGUUCUGGAGGAGCUGUGUCAGAAGAAUAACUGGGGUCAGCCCAUCUAUCAGCUCCACUCUGCCAUCGGUCCGGACCAGAGACAACUCUUCCUCUACAAGAUCACCAUCCCAGCUCUGGCUACCCAGUACCCCAACGUACAUCCCUUCACGCCUGCUAAGCUGUGUGCAGCCGUAGAAGAAGCUAAAGUGCAUGCAGCCGAGCACACUCUGCAGACGCUUGGCUUGCAGACGGAGGGCGCCGCCGACGUCGGCUGUGCUGCUGCCGCUGCCGUGGCCUCGGUAGCCUUCCCAGGUUACGCUCUGGCGAGCCCGGCAGCGUCGGCGGUGGCGUCCCAGCUGAAGCAGGCCGUGUCCCUGGGUCGGGACCUGACGGCCUACACCACCUACGAGGGAUACCCGGCCUUCGCUGUGGCGACGCGUCACACCGACGGAUACGGCGUUUUCUAAAAAGGAGAGAAAACAUCUCACAGCUCGAGACGCGUUCACACCAAACUGCUUUAUUCUCCAAACAAGAGUUUCAGAAACAGACCUGACGUGAUCAGCUCCAUCAGGACUCAGAAACUAAAGCAGAAUAGUGGGAAUGCACCUUUAUUAAGAGAAGUCCACCGUGGACUCUGUUUUGGACUCGCCGGUCGCCCAGAAACAUGAUUUCUCACCCGUUAAAUCUUCUUUCUUUCUUCAUAUUAUCUAUCAUAUAUGAAUUAUGCGUCCGUACAUAUCUGGGAUUAUUCUGGGAUUGAUUAAGUAGCUGGAUUGUGAUUGGCUGUCGGUUAAGACUCUUGUUUGUAUGUUUUUAUGUUUAUAUUGAGUAUUCAAAAACUCAAUCAGCGAAAUAGAUUUAGUUCUUCUAUGCUUUGUUGUAACCGUAGCUAUUUUCUCUAAGAUAACUGGGAUUUGUAGUUCUUUUCAAUGUCUUUCAACUGGAAACUACCUUUUGACCAUUUCAGCGUUUUUUUCCUGUCUGUACAUUACAACUGAAAUUUGUCGGAUUUAAAAAUUGAAACUCUGUUUUAGUCACUGAGGCACCCUGGACUUUGUAGUUACAAACUGUGACAAUGUAGUUUUUAGAUUGUGGUGUCAUGAGCUUCUUGUCCCUCAUCUUGUCCCUCAUCGGGUUUUCUGCCGUCCUGUGAGGUGCUCAACGUGCACUGAGAGACAGAAGCUUCUUUACGACUUAUGACUGAAACUAAUGAAUUCUAAUCAGCAUUUAAAGAAACUCCUGAAUGUAAAACUCAGAGCAGGAACAUCAGCUUCAGGUCGCCUCGGUUCUUCGGGGAGUUUCACUUGUUGAUAUUUCUGCAUGUUUCAGUAUUUUCACAUCGUGUGUCGUCUGUUCCACUGAACAAAAGAUCAGCUGUGACCCUAAAACUCAGAACAUAGAACCUCCAGAUUAUCUUCAUAGUUGUCAACGACUCUUAUGACAUCUUAGGAAACGUUUAUUUUUCAUGCAUUGUUCCACAAACGUCCAGCAACACGAUCAGAGCGUCUGUGGAAACCUCUGCAGAGUUCAGGUUGAAAUAACUCCAGAAGUUACGUGAUAAUUAAAUCAACGUUGACUUCUGGUUUCACUCGGGACACAAACAGAUCCUUCAGCCAUGGACACGCCGAAGCAGAGACAGUAUUAAAGUGUGUGAAGCACUUAGAACUUAUUUUUAUACCAGGAAUAAAUAUCCAGACGCUAUUUUGUAUAGAGUUAUUGUGCAUUCUCUAAUGUGAAAGUGAAUCAACGUUAAUCUGUGAUGAACAGAGAGAAUUGUGGGUAUUCUGGAGGAGUUUCAUAUGAAAGGAAACUGCUUUGAUGAAUUGUGAUGUUUCAUGAUCCGUAAUCUGACAGAAAUAAAGAGACUAACAGAAAUCUGAAGAA
Molecule: messenger RNA, 2055 nt
Organism: Anarrhichthys ocellatus (wolf-eel)
Lineage: Eukaryota; Metazoa; Chordata; Actinopteri; Perciformes; Anarhichadidae
Product: APOBEC1 complementation factor-like
Exons: 3
Coding region: 99-638 (179 amino acids)
Source: RefSeq, a predicted model, not a curated record